Lodderomyces oxycetoniae is the source of this 339-nucleotide messenger RNA. RefSeq names its product Dad2p (gene DAD2). Gene Ontology annotation, cellular component: mitotic spindle pole body; DASH complex; mitotic spindle. Gene Ontology annotation, biological process: attachment of spindle microtubules to kinetochore; mitotic cell cycle. The transcript has a single exon. The record is from RefSeq and is a predicted model, not a curated record. Bases 1 to 339 code for a protein of 112 amino acids. NCBI's taxonomy places the organism in Eukaryota, Fungi, Ascomycota, Pichiomycetes, Serinales, Debaryomycetaceae.
AUGCUGAAGUCGAAUAGUGCAAUUUAUCAGAAAAUAUCUGAAAAGAGAGCUAACCUUGAAAAACUCCGUGAAUUCAAAAACCUAACAAAUGACCUAGCUAAUGAAUUGGAAAGAAUUGGCGAUCAGCUAGAAACAAUGAAAGAUGGUACAGAGAGUAUUGCCUCGAUAAUGAAAACGUGGCAAAGUGUAAUACAAUCUAUUAAUCUUGCUUCGAUUGGAUUAUUACGGAUGAGUGAGGAUAAAUUGAGUAAUGAAAUGAAUUUGCCUGAGCCUUUAGUUAGGAUAAAUUUGAUUGAACGAGAUAAAAAAGGGGAAGAAGAGGAAGAAGAGGAGAUGUGA